AGGCGGCCCGAAAGCGGGGGAUCGGGCGCUUCAUCUACUGCAGCACGGACGAGGUGUAUGGGGAGGGCAGCCUGGAGGACCGGGUCGAGUUUUUCGAGGGCAGCCUGAUAGCGCCGAGCAACCCCUAUGCCGCCACGAAGGCGGGGGCGGACCUCCUGGCGCAGGCGUUCUGCAGGUCCUUCGGGAUGCCGGUCAUCGUCACGCGAGGCAACAACGUCUAUGGCCCCCACCAGUUCUACGAGAAGGUGAUCCCCAAGUUCAUCGCGCAGCUUAAGUCUGGCAGGCAGGUCACGAUCCACGGCAGCGGCGGCAACACCCGCAACUUCAUGCACGUGCAAGACACCGCCAGCGCCUUCGACUGCAUCCUGCACUCGGGAUCCGUCGGGCAGGUGUACAAUAUCAGCGGCAGGAACGAGAAAACGAUCGUCGAGGUCGCCGCGGACAUCCUCCUCACCCUGGGUUCGGAGGGACGGUGCCGCGAGCUUGUGGCGCACGUCGCGGACCGCGCGCACAACGACGCUUGCUACCCGAUCGCGGGCGCGAAGCUGGCGGAAUUGGGGUGGCACGAGGAGCACAGCUGGGAGUUCGGGCUCGCGAACACGGUCGCGUGGUUCUCCGACAGGCUGGGCUCGCGGGCGUGCGACGUCGGCCGCUUCCUCAGCGCCCACCCGAGCCACCGCGCCAGCGACGCGCCGCUGGAGCCGCGCGGCCGCGGCGCGGGGGCGGACGCGGCCGAGGCCGCCGCGGCCGAGGCGCGGGACCGGGCGGCGCACCUGGACAGGAUGCACGCGCUGUGGGAGCGGGCGCGGCACGCCGGCCGCCUGGCGGAGCUCGCCGCCGCGGCGGCGCAGCUCGAGGGCCGCCUCUGGCCGGAAGCCGACGCCCCGCGGAGGGCGGGCCUCUGGCGGCGACGGCCGCAGGC
Molecule: messenger RNA, 922 nt
Organism: Prorocentrum cordatum
Lineage: Eukaryota; Dinophyceae; Prorocentrales; Prorocentraceae
Source: the annotation of a GenBank genome assembly